UCGAUGAGGCACUCAAAGGCAGCAGAUCGUGGAGCCAGUGGAUGUCUUUUGUUUCGAUAAAGGAGAUUUACAGGAAUAUACAGUCGUACUAAUUUAUUUAUAGCUAAUCAAACAUUUCCCGCAGACCGUCCUAUACAUUGAAGAGAAUUCGAAUUCAUGCAUUUGAAUGGUUGCUAAUACCACAAGUUAACUGUUUUCACUGUUCAACACAAACUGUUGUUUUUUUUUCUAACUAGCUAGAGCUCCUGUGUUUGUGGACCAAUUCAACAUGGAGGAGUAGAGGCGGGUUGCAAAACCACCAAGCACGACACCAGAGAUUGCAUUAACGUGAUACAUCUCACAAAACCAGCCAGUUGAAUAAGUGUCGAGUGUUAAGUCAAGCUACGUGCAACGUUGGUUCAUUACUUGUUAUACAGCCUGUCCUGGAGUGAGACGUGUGCGAAUCAAUGGUGGUAUCUAUAUGCUCAUGUCAUGUAGCCUACAAGAAAUGCCUGUCUACCAACAGGAUGUUUGGGCUAUCGAUUAACCGCGAGUGAGGAACCUGCUGGUUCCACUGACUCUGUCUAGCCGAGAAUGAGCCAGCCUUCAGAACCCCCUAAUGACGCUCCUGCUCCCACUGUUACAGAAGCGGCUGCAGCACCCGCCCCCACCCCUACCCCAACUCCAACUCCAACUCCAACUCCCACCCCCCCUUCAGACGCCAAGCUUCCAGCGACCACAGGGAAAAAGCAGAACAAGAAGAAGGUGGAGGAGGUAGUAGAGGAAGAGGAGGAGGAAUAUGUGGUGGAGAAGGUCCUGGAUCGACGGGUAGCAAAGGGCAAGGUGGAAUACCUUCUCAAGUGGAAGGGUUUUUCGGAUGAGGACAACACGUGGGAGCCAGAGGACAACUUGGACUGCCCAGACCUGAUCGCCGAAUUCCUGCAGUCCCAGAAGAGCGCGCACGAGACUGGGGGCAAGAGGAAGGCCGACUCGGACACAGAGGGAGCGGUGGCCGGAGAAGAGAGCCGACCCAAGAAAAGGAAAGACGAGCCAGAGAAGCUCCGUGGGUUUGCUCGAGGUCUGGACCCAGAGCGCAUCAUUGGGGCGACCGAUUCCAGUGGAGAACUGAUGUUUCUCAUGAAAUGGAAGAAUUCAGAUGAGGCAGACCUGGUACCGGCCAAGGAGGCCAAUGUGAAGUGUCCACAAGUGGUCAUCUCAUUCUAUGAGGAGCGGUUGACAUGGCACUCCUACCCAACUGAAGAAGAAGAGAAGAAGGAUGACAAGAACUAGG
This is a messenger RNA of Conger conger (European conger), 1270 nucleotides long. It is a transcript of the gene cbx1b, whose product is annotated as chromobox homolog 1b (HP1 beta homolog Drosophila). The transcript has 8 exons. Gene Ontology annotation, molecular function: chromatin binding. The record is from RefSeq and is a predicted model, not a curated record. Lineage: Eukaryota; Metazoa; Chordata; Actinopteri; Anguilliformes; Congridae. Gene Ontology annotation, cellular component: nucleus; pericentric heterochromatin. Gene Ontology annotation, biological process: negative regulation of transcription by RNA polymerase II; chromatin organization. Bases 574 to 1269 code for a protein of 231 amino acids.